This is a messenger RNA of Contarinia nasturtii (swede midge), 1337 nucleotides long. RefSeq names its product sulfotransferase 1 family member D1-like. The record is from RefSeq and is a predicted model, not a curated record. The coding region runs from base 72 to 1190 and encodes 372 amino acids. Gene Ontology annotation, biological process: sulfation. Gene Ontology annotation, cellular component: cytoplasm. The transcript is spliced from 7 exons. Lineage: Eukaryota; Metazoa; Arthropoda; Insecta; Diptera; Cecidomyiidae. Gene Ontology annotation, molecular function: sulfotransferase activity.
AAAAAGAGUACAAAACUCAUUGAUAGCCAUCAGUUUCCAGUUAAAGUUUGAUACAUUUACAGGGAAUCAACAUGAAAAAUUCUCUUGGCAUCAUUUUGAUUGCUGCAGCAGCAAUUACAAUCGCCAGUGGAGGGAAUAAUCCAUCAACAUCAAGAUCCACAGCACCAAAUACUACUAGAGAAACCAAAUCCACGUUUCCAUACAAUAUCACAGCAGUCGAUCCAGAUGUGAACCAGCAAUUAUUGAAAGAUUUCACAGGACCAAAGGCUGGAUUUGUUCAAGUUGGCCCAAGCAAAUAUAUUUUCCCCCAAACGUUUAAAAAGCAUGCGGAGGGUUUAUAUAAUCUCCAAUCACGACCGGAUGAUAUUUGGGUCGCAUCCUUUCCACGAUCUGGAACAACAUUAAUGCAAGAACUGGUUUGGUUGAUUGCAAAUGAUUUCGAUUACACAACUGCACAGAAUAAAUCCCUUGAUGAACGAUUUCCAUUCUAUGAAUUUUGUGUUUUAAUCCAUGAUACCAUAGCCGGACGUGAAGAUGAGGACUCAAAGAAGUUUGCAGAAAAACUAUUGAAAAUGAUUGGCGGUCCAGGCUAUGAGCAUAUUUCAAAUAUUAAAACGAAACGUUUCAUCAAAACACAUUUACCAUUUUCAUUGAUGCCACCAAGUGUUAUGAAGAAAAAAGCCAAAGUUAUUUAUAUGGCGCGAAAUCCAAAAGAUGUCAUUGUCUCUUUUUAUUAUUUCCACCGUUUACAUAGAACAAUGCGGAACAGUGUUGAUUUCAAACAAUUUUGGGACUAUUUUGAAAAGGAUUUGGUGAAUUGGUCACCAUACUGGUCACAUAUCAAAGAAGGCUAUGCACGUCGUAAUGAACCAAAUGUCUUGUUCUUGUAUUAUGAGGAUGUAACUAAAGAUCUGCCAUUGGCCAUUCAAAAGGUGGCAAAAUUCAUCGGCAAAAAAACCAUAACUGAAGAACAAGUUCAGAAAUUGGCCGAACAUUUAAAUAUUGAAAAUUUCCGAAAAAAUACAGCGGUUAAUCAACAAAACCUAAGUAAAACGGACAAUUCAUUCAUCCGAAGUGGUAAAUCAACAUUAAAAGGGUGGCCAAAGGAAUACACAGAUGAAAUAAUUAGUCGGGUGGAAAUGUGGAUCGAAAAGAAUCUUGCAGACACCACAUUACGAUUUCCACAAUAAACCGAAUCAUGUUACUAUCUUUUUUGUAUUUGUAAAAAAACUGCGGGUUUUAAUGGUGGUGAGACCGUUUGUGAUCAUCCAUACCUUUCCCCUGGUCGACAAUUUUUAUUUUGAAAUAAAUAAAGGCAACUAGUUUUUGACGGUGUA